This is a messenger RNA of Aplysia californica (California sea hare), 5087 nucleotides long. RefSeq names its product RRP12-like protein. NCBI's taxonomy places the organism in Eukaryota, Metazoa, Mollusca, Gastropoda, Aplysiida, Aplysiidae. The record is from RefSeq and is a predicted model, not a curated record.
CAUGGACGGCACGUGUUGACAGUCAACAGGAGCAGUUGGACAUAGGAAGGCUGUGGUUGAAAAUCGAAGUGUACGCCGUGUUUGAACAAAUUAGAAUUUAUUUAAGCAGUCAUGAAAGCUCGACCGAAGGCACCUGCCCCGAAAAGUAAGGGCAAAAUGACACACAAAAAGAAACUUCCAAAAAGUGCUUCGAGCAACCCGACUACUAAGAAAUUCAGGGAAGCUGCAAGAAGAUCACAAACGUUCAGUGGCGGAUUAUCAAGCUCGGGGUCAACGUUUGGGUCGUUUGGAAAAGGUUCAAAUCCAGAUCAGCAAGGUGGUUUGACUCUUGAAGCCCUUGAGAAACACAAUGAAGCCAUGGGCGGUUUUACUGAAGCUGGGCUUGAUCAGGACGAUGCAACGUCUGUUGGCCACAAGACAUUUAACACCUGGGCAACCAACAUGACUGGAUGUACAAAUGUGACUUUUAACCGAGUGCACAGAUACAUUAACUCAAACUCUUUGAUGCAGAAAGAGAUCUUGGCUGUUUUGGCUGCCAUCACUGAAGUCAUUAAAGAAAAAGGGGGACAAGGGAGUGAUGUGCAGUAUUUUGCUGUAUUGGUCUCAAGUUUACAGGAGGCAGAAAAAACAGAGACAAUGACAGCCAUGGCUCAUCUUCUGAGCAUUGUCAUAAAAAAGGUCCCUGUUGCUGUCUUACAGAAACAGUUCUCCCAAGUGUCAAAAACCCUGGUUGGCAUAAUCACUCAUUGUGCUUCCAACAAGGAAAUCUUAGCUCCUCUUAAGCCAGUGUUGUCAUGUCUUGCAAGUCUUCUAAGGGUGAUUGAUACGAGCACUUGGUUGGAACCUUCCACUGAGCAUGUGUACAAAGCCAUAUUGCUUUUCAUAUCUCACAGCAAGCCAAAGCUUCGUAAAGCAGCCCAGACUGCUGUUAAAGUCGUGCUGCGUGGCAGUUUGAUGAUGCAGCAGGAAGAGUCGUCCCGUCCUCCCUAUCACCCAGCAGCUCCGGUCACUGCUCAGUGGUGCAUUGACACUAUUGAGUCUGCCAGAGGCCAAUCCAACAGAGUGGACAUUCUGCACACCUUGUCCAUGAUGAAGGACUUGCUCAGUGUUUUCCCCCACAAGCAAGUCAAGUCUGGCUGUGAAGUGCUUCUCAAGUUGAUGACUUUGACUGAUCCGGUGGUGCGCUCGUCAUGUCUGGAAGUCAUGUAUAGAUUGUUUGUAGCAAAACCCAGUGCGAAAAUAGUGCCAGGAGAAAUGAAUGCUCAGAUCAUCAUGGCUUUGUAUGACCACCAGCCAUCUGAGAAAGACAGCCAACCCAUGGGAGCCUGGCUCAGGGUCAUGGAAGCUGCCGCUUGCAAUCUAGCCAGAGUUGACACCAACCUGUGUGUGAGUCACGUGCCUCGACUGUUCUCUGUCUGCAUAACCUGUUUGUUGUCAGAUCGCGAGGAAGUGGCCAAAGCAGCUGUACAGACGAUGAAGGCUCUCUUGCAUCAGUGUGUUGAGCCCUUUGGAGAAAACUUAACAAAAGACUCCGCUAGCAAUCAAGCUAUGACUUCGCUGCAGAAAAUCGUGAAAACUCUGGAAACUGGCCUCAGCUAUCAAUUCCAUUCUGUGUGGUCGCUUGUCCUUCAGCUGUGGUCCUCUGCAUUUUUGUGAUAAUCCAGAUUUUCCCAGAGGGUGGCUGCUGCCUGUCUUUCGUGACAAUGUAACGCACACACAGCUGGGAUUUUUCACAUCCUAUUUUUUGCCUCUGGCUGCUACAUUCAGGAAAAAAGCCGAGGACCUGUCCAAAGAAGAGCGCAUGGCAGAGUCUAAAGCGUAUGAUGUUCUGCAACUCCAGAUCUGGUCCUUGUUGAAAGGUUUCUGCGAUCACCCAACUGAUUUGAAGCAGAGCUUCCAAGGCAUUGCCAAAAGUUUGGGCACAGCGCUGAGUGAUCGGGAAGAUCUACGAAUGGAUGUGAUGAGUGCGCUUCGUUCCAUCGUCACGUGCAGUCUCGACAAAGAGGAGGACAAACAAGAAGUAGGUCGUUUUGCGAAGAACUUCCUGCCUAUCCUGUUCAACUUGUUCACCUCUGAGGGCAUGCUGACAGAAGGCACCCGGCUUGCUGUCCUCGAGACAAUCAGGAAAUACUUUGUCAUUUCAGACUCAAAGCUUAUUUCUUCUUUCCUGGACAAGUCCCUCAGUAAAAUGAGUGAGCAGAACGUCGGAUCCUUCCGCAACAUUGCGCUUCUGGAUCUCUCAAUUGCAAUGAUCCCGUAUACAGAUGCUGCAGGUCUGAAGCGGAUGUUUGAGCUGUCUUUACCUCGGCUUCAGUCAGAGGACAGAACUGUUCAGAAGAAGUCGUACAGAGUGUUGGAGGAGCUAUGUAGUGGGAAGACACAAGCCUCCAGGGAUCUCUUGUCCUCCAACAUUGAUACCAUCCGCACUAUGUUACUACAGUCACUCUCUAAGUCAAGCCCUUCAUCAAAAGCUCCUCGCUUGCGAUGCCUGAUCCAUAUCUACAAAAACUUGGAGGAGGAGAAUAUGGACUUUUUCAUGGCAACUUUACCUGAGGCAAUUUUGUGCACAAAGGAGAUCGGAGUCAAAGCUAGAGCUGCAGCUUUUGAAUUGAUUGUUGUGAUGUCAGAGACGUACCUCAAAUGGAAUACCUCCAGUUCAGAAUCAGACAAUCUUGCGCAGUUUGUGACAAAGCUGUUGGCAGGACUUGCUGGUUCCCCCCACAUGAUCAGCGCCACUCUGCUAGCCAUCACCCGCGUUGUCUACCACUAUCAAACCCGCCUGACUGGUUCUAUUCUUGACUACAUGGUUGAAAAUGUCUGCCUGUUACUGGCUUCAAAGACAAGAGAAAUUAUCAAGACAGCUCUUGGUUUCAUCAAAGUCCUGCUCUCAGCUUAUGAAAACACUGUGCUAGCCGCCCACCUGCAAGACUUGCUGAAUGGUCUCCAUGAGAUUGCUGUGAAAGGCAACAUGAGACGCCUGACAAAGAUUAUAUAUGUAAAGUUGAUCAAGAAAUUUGGGUAUGAACUGAUUCUGAGUAUGACCAAAGAGAGUGUCCACAAGUUGUUGAAAAAUAUCCACAAGUCUCAAGAGAGGGCAAAAAGAAAGCAGGCUGGAGAGAAAGAAGAAGAAGAAGAUGAUCAGGGAGAGGACAGCGAGGAAGAGGACAAGGUUACCGGACAGCCUGAAAGCAUUGAUGAGCUAUUACGGGACACAGACUCUGAACUGGAUGAUGAUAUGGAUGAGGGCCCGAGCCUUAGUAAAAAGAAGACUAAGAAGAAGCAGCAAAGCAAAGGAGCCUGGCUCAUGGAGACGGGAGAUGACGAGAUUGUGGACUUUAUGGAUCCAGCUGCUGCCAAGCAAGUCAUCACCACUCGACCUAAAGCUUCAGAGCAAAAUGGUAAAGGAAAGAUGGAUAAGGACAGAGGUUUCAAGAUGGCUGGUGACGGUCGGCUCAUCAUUACUCAGGAUGAAGAUGAUGAGGAUAAUGCUAAAGGAGCAGCGGGAGGAUCAGAUGCUGAAGAGGACCUGGAUGAUUUGUUUGCCACCUUGGAGGGUGGAGUGAAAAACAAACCAAGGAAACGAAAAUUUACAGGACCUGCAGAUGAUGAUGAGGAUGAGGAUGAAGAUGUCAAACCAUCCGCCUCCAAAUACAAAGCUGGAGGCAGCGGCAUCCAUCGGCCGAUAGCCAAAGCCAAGAGAAGGGAGACAGACUCUGUUGUUGGAACCGAGUAUCAGUCCAAGAAAGCUGCUGGUGAUAUGAAAAAGAAAGGCAAGCCAGACCCAUACGCCUAUGUACCUCUCAACAUUGCCAAUUUGAACAAGAGGAAGCAGUUGAAAGUCAAAGGAACGUUCUCAAAUCUGGUCAAAGGAGCAAAGAAGGGAGCAGCCAAAGGCUCCAAGUUCAAGAGCAAAGCUGGCAAAGGAGGGAAGGGCAAGCAGAAGUAAAACUUCCUUAUGGAGGAGAUAUUUCUCCAUGUUAAUAGUUUGUUGAGCAUUUUAGUAUUCAAAGAGACCAUAUAGAUAAAUCUUAAUUCUGCUUUCCUUGCCUUUCUUCAAAUUUUUAUGUUAACCCUUUACUCCUUGGAUACUGACUCUGAAUUGCUAGAAUAGAGGAAAUACUAAACACUGUUUUUGAAAACAUUAAUUCAAAAAAAAAAAUUAAUGAAAUGAUAUAAUGGAAAAUAAUGCAGCUCUUUGUUAAGAAUUAUGUAACUGCUCCAGUGAAUUAACUAUAUGGUAAUACGGUAGAUUGUGACAUGAACUUUCAGUGUGUAUUUGUGUGAUUGGGAUCGCUCCAUGCUUGUUUGAUUCGAUUCUGUUUCAAACAGCUUAGGUUUUUCACCAGCUAUGUCCUUUGUAGCUCAUUCUCCUUCAAAUUCUGUAAAAUAUUUUAAAGAUAGUCUACCAGUCCUACCUUCUUUCAAUGAAAACAUUGCAAGUGGAUCAGCUUCCAUAUCCAGUAGUUGGUGUCUAGAGUGGAUCACAAAUAUAAUUUUGUUAUAUUAUUUGGGUCUUUGGGCCGUGUUUUAUGAUACCAUGUGGCUUAUGGUCUUGCACUAAUUUCAGCAUUUUAAAAUACAAUGUAUUUGGUGACUUGGUAGACUGUCUCUACUGGGAACUGGUGUACAUAUUGAAAGACAGACUUUUAUGCCAUACUAUAUUCUGCUAUUUUUGAGACUCAUUAAUGAAUAAUGUAUGCGAAGGGGAUAUUCCAUUUCGAAUGAAAAUGAUGAAUGAUUUUAGAGCUACUCCAUGUAUCAUGUAUGAAAUGUUAUAAGUGUAAUUACCAAGUCCAUAUUUGUGUUUUCAGGUCUUUACUUGGACAUUGCUUGUAAUUUUUUUCCUUGUUUAGUGACAUUCUUGAAAUGUACCUUUGUAAUUUACUAGCUGUGCUUUCAAGGUACCGGUUAUAUUUGUAUGAACACAGACUUCUCUGUUGACAUCUACCCUUUGUCGCUCAAAUGACAUUUGGCUGGAACGAGCGCUGUAAAACCAUACUAAAACUAAACUAAGAAUGCUGUUUGUGUAUGUAUAGUGUGAGAUGCCUCUACAUUAUAUCGACAAACAAUUUUAUUUAUUUAUUUUU